Molecule: messenger RNA, 348 nt
Organism: Funneliformis geosporum
Lineage: Eukaryota; Fungi; Glomeromycota; Glomeromycetes; Glomerales; Glomeraceae
Source: the annotation of a GenBank genome assembly
AUGAAUCUAGGAUCAGAGGUCAUGAACUUUUGGAUUAGGAAACAAAUGCAUCAAUAUGAAGAUAAUAGAUUUGUCAUGCUUCUAUGCAGAAUCUCACAGGUAGAAAGUUUAGGAGGCAGAUUUGAUGGUAAUUAUACUCGUAGUGUAACUCUGAUAAGAAGUAUGUUAGAUAAGGAUAAAGAUACAAUAAUUAAUGGACAUCAUUCACAUCAUUCAUUCUUGGACAAUGGAAAGUUAAAGUCAAUAAAGAAACGAAAAUAUACAAGCUUUGGACUUGAAUUUGACUUGUUACCGGCAAUUUUUGAGGACAAUGCGGAUAAUGUUAUACCAAAAAUUGAGAUUGAUUGA